UGAUGAUUGAAUCUCACUCGAAGUGUUGGGCUUGGAAAUGCAGCCUUUACCUCGAGCUGCAGCUUGGAGGACAUAUAAGCUGCACUCCUGGCUGCGGGAGUGGCUGGCGUUUACCAAAGAUCCUUUGACGAACUUACGAUCUCUCACUUCGUUAUGACUUCCCUCACAUCGAGUGCGAGCCACAACUUCGUGGCUUGCAUAACCAUGCUCGUCCUUACAACAAUUGUGAUACUCUUGCGACUUGUAGUGAGGGUAUCGCUUGGACAGACUCUGAUGAUUGCUGAUUGGUUCUCCUUCUUGGCCUUUGGCCUAUUUUGCGCAUACUGUGGAGUGAUCAUAAAUCACAUAUUCAACAUAUCCAUGUAUCGCGCUUUUGAACCUGAUCCAUUGCUUGGCUUGGAUGAGUUAAAGAAUUUACUAAAGACAUCAUACAUCCUUGAGCUCAUCAUGGGAUGUGUUAUAACUGCUGCAAAGAUUAGCAUCCUCUGGUUCUAUCAUCCCAUAUUUGCCGUCUAUCCCAUGAUUCGGAAGGCAAUCUACGCAACGGGAGCAGCGUGCAUCAUCUGGUUCAUCAUAGUCACAUUCGUUUUCAUAUUCCAGUGCAGUCCCGUAGACGCCUACUGGAACAUGUUCGCACAACCGCCAGCGUGCCACAAGUCGCAGCAACUCGUUCUCGGCUACGAGUUAACAAACUUCUUCCUAGACGUCGUCAUAUUGUGCAUACCGAUCAAGCCGAUCAAGGCGCUGCAGCUUUCGCCAUUGAAGAGGGCCUCUACGAUGGCGAUAUUCAUGCUAGGAGGCUUUGUCUGUAUAGCAAGUAUAAUCCGAAUGACGGCCGUAUACGACGCAAGAGACCCAUCGCGAGAGGUGAACUUUUCCCCUGCAAUGAUGUGGUCCACGAUACAAUUAGGCACAGCUAUCGUAUGUAGUACUUUGCCAGCACUGGGCCCGCUGAUUCGGAGCGUGAGCAAGCCGUUAUCGUCACUAAAGAGCCAAUAUCUUUCCACGCGCUCGAGAGGGAAGUCAAGCAAAUGGAGCACAACAGGUGACAGGUCUGGCAAGACGAACGAGAGCCGUGACGAAAAUUAUUGGAUCAGGAUGGAGGAAAAUUCUCAUGAUAGAUCCCACGAUAGUAAGGACCACAUCCCAAGUCAUGCAGCCUAAGGUCUCGGAUUUCGUUGCAUCAAUAGCUAUUCUUCCUGAAAACUUUCUUAUAGUUCUGAACAAUUUUAUGAUCAAUUGUUUUCAUCGUGUACUUUCACUUCAAUUCCAUGGCGUACCCAUUGGAAGUUACCUUGACGGCAGACUCUUUAGAUAUCAAGGCUUGUAGUGGUCAAUAGCCGAAAAUGAAAUUUCA
Messenger RNA from Aaosphaeria arxii CBS 175.79, 1357 nucleotides. RefSeq lists its product as uncharacterized. The coding region runs from base 361 to 1164 and encodes 267 amino acids. The transcript is spliced from 5 exons. NCBI's taxonomy places the organism in Eukaryota, Fungi, Ascomycota, Dothideomycetes, Pleosporales. The record is from RefSeq and is a predicted model, not a curated record.